Molecule: messenger RNA, 1068 nt
Organism: Drosophila ficusphila
Lineage: Eukaryota; Metazoa; Arthropoda; Insecta; Diptera; Drosophilidae
Product: pyrimidodiazepine synthase-like
Exons: 2
Coding region: 92-817 (241 amino acids)
Biological process (GO): glutathione metabolic process
Cellular component (GO): cytoplasm
Molecular function (GO): glutathione dehydrogenase (ascorbate) activity; glutathione transferase activity
Source: RefSeq, a predicted model, not a curated record
AGAAAAUUCAGUCUAACAACCAAAGUCAAGCUGACUUCAACAAUUAAGUGAAUUUCGUUCCAAGUGCGCUUAAUUUUUGCCAAAAUCAAAAAUGAGUUCUGGUAAACAUUUGGCCAAAGGUUCCCCAAAACCUGUUCUGCCGGAGGAUGGACUCCUCCGUUUGUACUCCAUGAGGUUCUGUCCCUUUGCCCAGCGUGCUCAUCUUGCCCUGAAUGCCAAGAAGGUGCCCCAUCACGCGGUGUACAUCAAUCUCACCGAGAAACCGGAAUGGUUCGGGGAGGUUAGUCCGCUGCUGAAGGUUCCAGCUCUCCAGUUGGCGGGGGAGAAAAACCAGCCCUCUCUCAUUGAGUCGCUGAUCAUUUCCGAGUAUCUGGAUGAGAAGUAUCCGGAAAACCCGCUGCUUCCCAAGGAUGCACUGAAGCGAGCGCAGGAUAAGAUUCUUUUGGAGCGUUUCAGUGGCCUCUCCAAUGCCUUCACGAAGAUCCGUCUGGAAGGCACCGGUCUGGACGACUUCUGGGUUGCUCUGGACAUCUUCGAGAAGGAGCUUUCUAAGCGGGGAACCGCCUUCUUCGGCGGCGACAAGCCAGGAUUCGUGGACUACAUGAUUUGGCCUUGGUUCGAGCGCCUUUCUGUGAUCAAGUUGAGGUUGGGCGAUGAGUACAAGUUCGACGAGAAGCGCUUCGCCAAAAUCUCGCAGUGGAUUUCUCUGCUGAAGGAGGACCCAGUGGUCCAGUCCUUCUAUGCCACUCCUGAGCAACAUGACGAAUUCUGGCGGACUCGCCAGGCUGGCAACGCCAACUACGAUCUGCUGGCUUAGAUUUUAAAUUUAUAAAAUAAACGAGAGAUUAAAACAUUGUUACUGAAAAAAAAAUUUAAUACUAAACAAUUUUAAAUUAAAUUUAAUAAGCAUUUUUAUUAAAACAUAUUAUAUGGUUUUUUGUUUCUUUCCUUAAAAUUUUAGUUAUCUUACUUUAUUAUUAUGGUACUUGUUUGAAAACUAUGUUCACAAAUCAAAUAAUGUUUUAUGUUGCUGUUAUAUCAGCGUCGAAUAAUAAAUAUUUAAAAUUA